Seriola dumerili (greater amberjack) is the source of this 2294-nucleotide messenger RNA. Its product is annotated as cytochrome b5-like. Lineage: Eukaryota; Metazoa; Chordata; Actinopteri; Carangiformes; Carangidae. The record is from RefSeq and is a predicted model, not a curated record. Gene Ontology annotation, molecular function: heme binding. The coding region runs from base 266 to 748 and encodes 160 amino acids. Gene Ontology annotation, cellular component: intracellular membrane-bounded organelle; membrane. The transcript is spliced from 5 exons.
UCAUUGGUCUGUUUCACAUGUCUGCUGAUGUGCCGGGUUAGGCCGUUUUGUAUUUCGUAACACAGCAGUGUUUAGCAUUUGAGCACUUUUUAUAACGUCCCUUUUCUGUAGUGUAAUUUGGAGUUUUCUGAGCACUGCUAGUUUUAUUCAAACAGAGUGGAAACUGAUCUAGACGUAGCUAGCGUUACAUCCAUCCAUACCUGGCUCACAGAAGCUAACGUUAGCUAGCUGCUCAGUCGAUAUAGUUACUCACAUUAACGUUAGAAUGGGUGAAGAAAUUAACGACAACCUCAUUAAUACAGACAAUGGAUCUGCUAAUAAGACCAACGGCGAGGAAAAUGGCGAUACAGUAGGAAGUGAUGAAAAAUAUUACACGUUAGAAGAAAUAAGAUUGCACAAUAUGAGCAAUGACACAUGGCUCAUCAUCAACGAUAAAGUAUACGACAUCACAAGUUUCCUUGAAGAGCAUCCAGGAGGUGAGGAGGUUUUGCUGGAGCAGGCUGGUGCAGACGCCACAGAAAGCUUUGAGGAUGUGGGUCAUUCCACAGAUGCCAGGGAGAUGCUCCAGCAGUACUACAUUGGGGAGCUUCACAUGGAUGACAGGAAAAAAGAGAACACAAAGGACGACGUCCAUGUCACAAAUUCAGGAGAGUACAGCUCCUGGACCAUGUGGUUGAUACCUGCUAUUGCUGCAGCUGUUGUUGGUAUCAUGUAUCGCUACUACGUGUUUGAACACAAGUCCUCUUGAGUGCUGGCAUCCUGUUUCCAUCUCAUUCUUUUCAUCUGGAGGCCUUGAAAUGUUUGACCAAAACCUCCUCACACUGAGUGCACACGAUUAGGAGUGUCUGCAUCCUCUGCAACAAGAAAAGGAGGGGAACAGUUUGAUAAAGUACUUUUGUCCUUGUCCGUCUACAUAGAGUGCACCAAAUAGACAGUUGGGCGGAGACUUUAUUAAAUUGUCUGCCUUCAGUUUCUUCGUAUUUUACUGUUGCUAUGCCUGUUGUCAUCUAUGUUAAAUGUUGUCUUAAACUUAAACUUUCAUAUGCAUUUGACCCAGUUUGGUCUCUGUAUGGUCAUUACCCAUUUGCCUGCUCAGAUAAAGGUUUUGUUAACAGCCUGGUGAACAUGCAUCAUCAUCACACAGACACCCAAGAUUGAAAUAUUUAAGGAGAUGUUGAGUAUGCAGAAUGGUGAUGAAAUAGUUAAUAGUGACCAUUAAACUUUCAACACUGAAUUAUGACUUCCAAUGCAUUUUCUUAGUUUUAAUAAAGUCAGAAAUGUUACUGGUACCUAACUCUCAAUAGGAAUUGUGAGUUUAUUCCAUUCACUCCUCCCAGCAAAGUUCUGGUGUUAAACUGAUUGAUUGCAUUUAUCAUUUGGUUGUAAACACAGAAUAUUUCCAAUUUUGUAAAUGCAGUGUCAAAUCUUUGUGUCUGUUCCAUUUUGAAAAUAAUGGUGAAUUAUAUUUAAUCAGUGAUUAUUUAAGGUAGAAUGUGUUCUGACUUAUCUCUCUUUUUUCUACAGCUGUGUUAUCAGGCAAUUGUGUAAAUGUUCAAAACACCUGAUCCAUAGAUUAAUAUAAAUUUAUGUAGUAUGUAAUAAUACAAUAAUAUUUUAUUACCCAGAUAUAAUAGCUGGCAGUGAAUCACUGAGUGAAUACCCAUGGGAAAAAAAAGUAUGUUAUUUAAUUUGUUCUGUUUAAAAAAUUGAUUGUUUCUCACUAUGCCAUUUGUUAUUUAACUGAUGUUUUUUCACAAUUUUGUUUCAUUUUAAUUAAUUCCAAUGCAUCUUAAUUGACUGUUUCGAGAGAAUGGCAACGACAACUGGUGUGUGUUUCUUGUUUGGCUGUUAAACUGGGAGACUUGCCAGUUGUCAUUAGAGCCAUAGUUGAGUGUCUUCAGGCCACAGUUGGUUACUACACAUAUUUAAUAAUCUCUUUUAGUUACAUAGCCUUUUUAAAUUUUCUAGGUUUCUCUUAGGAUUUUGGCAAUGAUUAAUAUGUUUUGGUUUAGGUAAGCUUUGCGUAGCAUUUCUAAAAUCACUGUCUAUUGAAUAUUAUGAAAUAGAAAAAUUAUUUCAUAUUACUAUUGACAACAUUUUUCAGCUACAAAACCCGUAUAUAUACAUCACCUGUCAAUUCAUAAAAGCUGCUAUUUUUACAUGUGACUGCAAUAUUACUUGCGGAUGUCAAAAUUUAGUUAGUUGACUAUAAAUCUUCGCCAUUUCUUUGCAUUUCAACUGCCAUUUGCUGUCAUUAAAAGUCUCUUUGAAUAAAAUUAAUCUUUCAAAAUGUA